AUGACCGUUGUUACCGAUGCACCGGAAGGUGGUGCAGCUGCACUUAAUGAAACCAUGGCCCUUUUCCCAAACGAUAUGUUUGCAUUAACCCCCCGCCUAUCACCCAUUAAUGAAGCCAUUGAUUCUCUGGAAAACGAAGCGCUUGCAAUUGACGCCAAUGCAAGUCUAGUCAAUUUUCCCAUAGAUCUCCCAGAGGGUCAAACAGUUGCCGUCACUGGCAGUGAGCCUCCAUUCGACGAGGCCAUUGACUUUUCAGGGACCAAUACAAUUGGACUUGCCGCCAAUGCACCUCCAAUCUAUGAGCCUGUGGAUAUCCCAGGGUCUCGAACAGUUGCAGUCGCCGCCAGUCAAUCUCCAAUUGAUGAGGCCAUUGAUCUUCCAGGGAGCGAAAUGCGUAAACUUGCCACUGCCACACCUCCAGUCAAUGUGCCUGUGGAUUUCUUAGAAGACGAAAAAUUGUCAUUCACCGCCACUACCUCAUACAGACCGGAUGUACGCGCUGAUGAUCACCGUGUCAAGAUGGACCGGCCUUCUUCCGUCCUGACAGCCGAUCCUAGUUGCUUCGUGAUCACCGAGGAGGAAAAAACUGCUAUCGAAUGUCUGGCACCCUCAACGGCACAUGUAUGGUAUGGUCCAGACAAACCGGAAGGUGCCUUGACCACCCCCCAGACCCCUCUGAAAGACCCUGCAUCCCCUGAGCCAGCCCCAUCCCAGGCUAAAUCUCAGAGUGCACGAAGACGGAUGAAAGUUCCUUUUGCACCCGCAAGCUUACCUGAUCUGGAUAGGGAUCUGAACGAAGAGCAGAUCAGGCUUGUCUGCGCUCAGCUCCCAAGAGUGCGACAGAAAUACGGGCAGUACUUUUCGGCUGCUGGGUUGAUUCGCGCGGCCUGGAGCCAAGCCCUUCUGAAGCGAGGUCCGGACGGUGAGAUGCUUCUUCCUGAAGAUGUUCUUCGAUCGUGCAUGCCAAAGUGGAAGGAGCGCCUGGAAAGUCUGAAAUCCGAGGAAUCCCCUCGGAGCCACACUCGCAAGCGCCAUGAAAGGGAAUCUUCUACCGCAGAGGGCCCGGAUCAUAAGAGCAUUUCGGCCAAGAAGGCGAAAAGGCUUCAUAAAGACGCCGAAAAGACCUCAGACGUCGAGACUGCCCCUUCUCCAAAUAUCCUCUCACGGAAGAAACCCAUGAUCCGGAUCCGGGCAGACACCAGCCGCCUUGGGGAAUCUAACAAAGGUAAUGCAGCUGAGACCGGUGCCUGUCGGGCUGCCGAGGUCAGGGUUCGUGAUCCCGGACGUGCUUCAAAAAGCGAAGCUCGGAAGAUCUUCGACUCGGGAGCUGGACGACCAUCUGUCAAACGAAGCGCGAUGGGAGAUGCUUUAAGCGAGCAAGGCAAUCUCUUUACACAUCGUGUGAAAUUUUACAGGUCGCCACCGACUGAUUCCCAGUCAGCAGAUCAGAUUGCACCGCCUGCACCUGCUGGUCAUUCGAAGCUGUUGGAUCCAAAGUACCUAAAGAGCUUCAAUGAUUUCCUUACCCAGGAGAUCCGUCGAAUGGAUGAUACAAUUCUCCAAAUUGAGCAUGAUCCAGCUACGCGGGGCGAAGCAGAUACUCUACGGAACCAUUGGCAUGCUCUGGUCAAUCUGCGGGAUUCUUGCACCCGCAUUGAGAUGACUUCCGCGUCUCAUAAGAAAGAGUAG
Penicillium diatomitis is the source of this 1689-nucleotide messenger RNA. RefSeq lists its product as uncharacterized. The transcript has a single exon. Lineage: Eukaryota; Fungi; Ascomycota; Eurotiomycetes; Eurotiales; Aspergillaceae. Bases 1 to 1689 code for a protein of 562 amino acids. The record is from RefSeq and is a predicted model, not a curated record.